Molecule: messenger RNA, 1563 nt
Organism: Plasmodium malariae
Lineage: Eukaryota; Apicomplexa; Aconoidasida; Haemosporida; Plasmodiidae
Gene: CELF1
Product: CUGBP Elav-like family member 1, putative
Exons: 2
Coding region: 1-1563 (520 amino acids)
Cellular component (GO): ribonucleoprotein complex
Molecular function (GO): protein binding; RNA binding
Source: RefSeq, a predicted model, not a curated record
AUGACUAUUCGGAAUAUAAGUAUGGAAAAUAGUGAGAACAUAGAUGCCAAUGAAAAUUCCUCUGACACAAAUACAGCAAAUUAUAUUCAGGGGAAGAAUAAUGAAAAUAUAUCAGAUGAAUUGGAUUUUUCAAAAGAAGAAAAUGAAUUAAAUGGAAGCACAAAAAAUGCAAAAUCGAAGCAGGAUAAUUCAGUAAAAACAAAAAAUUCGUCAGAUAACAAUGAAAUUAACAUUGAUUACAGUGAUCACAAUUUUCCAUGCCAUCCAGCUCCACCUGUAUCUAUAAAACUAUUUAUUGGAAGGGUUCCAAAAAAUUUUGAAGAAGAACAAUUACGUCCUAUAUUUGAAGAGUUUGGAAUAGUAAAUGAAGUAGUUAUCAUACGAGAUAAAAUAACAAACAUACAUAAAUCAAGUGCUUUUGUGAAAAUGGCAUCAAUUUCAGAAGCUGAUAAUGCAAUAAGGUCAUUAAAUAAUCAGAGAACUUUAGAUCCACAAUUAGGAUCACUACAAGUUAAAUAUGCUUCAGGAGAAGUUAUGAAAUUAGGUUUUCCACAAAAUAUUGAAUCAGGUGUUGAUCAAGCCAAAUUAUUUAUUGGUUCAUUACCAAAAAAUAUUACUGAAGAAAGUAUAAAAGAAAUGUUUUCUCCUUAUGGUGCAGUUGAGGAAGUUUUUAUUAUGAAAGAUAAUUCAACUGGAUUAGGAAAAGGAUGUUCUUUUGUAAAAUUUGCAUUCAAAGAACAAGCCUUAUAUGCAAUCAACACAUUAAAUGGAAAGAAAACAUUAGAAGGAUGUGCAAGACCUGUUGAGGUUAGGUUUGCUGAACCCAAGUCAGCUAAACAGACACAAAUGCCCUUAACAUUACAGCCUAUGCAAAAUGCACCACAUGGAAUUUCACCACAACCGCACAUUACAAGCCCUAAUAAUAUAAACUUCGGAAAUAAUUUUGGUGUAAACAAUAAUUAUCCUCGACAAGUGGGUGCAUGGAAAGAAUAUUAUUCUGGAGAAGGAAGACCUUAUUACUACAAUGAACAAACAAAUACAACUCAGUGGGAAAUGCCAAAAGAAUUUGAAACCAUUUUUAUGAACAAUACGCCAAAUAUGCACAACCUUUCGGAUUCAUCAGGUCCCCCAGGUGCAAAUUUAUUCAUUUUCCAUGUUCCCAACGAAUGGCAGCAAACUGAUUUAAUCCAAGCCUUUGCUCCAUUUGGUGAGUUGUUAUCAGCGAGAAUAGCCACUGAAAAGAAUACAGGAAGGAAUAGAGGAUUUGCAUUUGUAUCAUAUGAAAAUAUUGAAAGCGCUGCCGCAGCAAUUUCACAGAUGAACGGAUUUAUGGCACUAAAUAAAAAAUUAAAAGUAACAGUGAAAAAAGGAGAAGAAGAAGAAAUGAAAAAGUAUGUUAACCAAAAUGGAAUAAACACAUUUCAGCAAAUUUCUCGUCCACAAAAAAAUAUCCCAACACAACCAAAUACAGCACCACAACCGAACUUUGCUGCUCAUCAAAAUGCCCAAGCACAAAACUUUUUCUAUUCAAAUAGUAAUAGUUAUCGAUGUGGUCCAUAUUGA